This is a messenger RNA of Chanos chanos (milkfish), 843 nucleotides long. It is a transcript of the gene en1a, whose product is annotated as engrailed homeobox 1a. Bases 1 to 843 code for a protein of 280 amino acids. Lineage: Eukaryota; Metazoa; Chordata; Actinopteri; Gonorynchiformes; Chanidae. Gene Ontology annotation, biological process: regulation of transcription by RNA polymerase II; neuron differentiation; multicellular organism development. The record is from RefSeq and is a predicted model, not a curated record. Gene Ontology annotation, molecular function: DNA-binding transcription factor activity, RNA polymerase II-specific; RNA polymerase II cis-regulatory region sequence-specific DNA binding. The transcript has 2 exons. Gene Ontology annotation, cellular component: nucleus.
AUGGAAGAGCAACGGGAUUCUAACAGCACGGACUGUAGCACGGAUGACAGUGUAGCUCUAUCUCCUAGUUUGCCUUCGCCGCCGCUUCUUCCCCUUCAAGCGGCGCAUCAAGCUCAGAGAACCACAAACUUCUUUAUCGACAACAUCCUUCGUCCGGACUUCGGUUGCCGGAAAGAAUUAAGUUUUAACGGUAGGGACCGAGUUCAGGUGUCGCAUACAGACGGUCUCCAACUGUUAGACACCAGGCCGACUCAUUCGAGCACACUUUGUCAGGACUCAAACUGCAGUUCCGACAGCACUUCCUCCACCACAACCUUCCCCUCACUCUCACCCCCUUCUUCUAGUCGGAAUGAGAACAAGACAGAGGAGGCCAGCGAAGUUAACACAGCGAAGCACGGGAGUGAUACGACUCCAGUCAAGGUCUUGAAUGGCAGUAAUGCUGGUGCAACACCCAACAAAACGCAGCCGCUGCUCUGGCCCGCAUGGGUAUAUUGCACCAGAUAUUCAGACCGGCCGUCAUCUGGCCCAAGGAUCCGGAAAUUGAAAAAGAAAAAAAGCAGCACAGAAGACAAACGACCCAGAACGGCAUUCACGGCUGAACAGCUACAAAGACUGAAAACCGAGUUUCAGGCCAACCGUUACAUCACUGAGCAGCGGCGGCAAACGCUAGCGCUCGAACUCAAUCUCAACGAGUCGCAGAUUAAAAUAUGGUUUCAGAACAAACGGGCGAAAAUCAAAAAAUCCACUGGUGUAAAAAAUGGUCUUGCUCUCCAGCUAAUGGCACAAGGACUGUACAAUCAUUCCACGACCACCAUUCAAGAAGAGAAAGAAGAAAGCGAUUAG